This is a messenger RNA of Diplodia corticola, 1053 nucleotides long. RefSeq names its product calcium-binding ef-hand protein. Lineage: Eukaryota; Fungi; Ascomycota; Dothideomycetes; Botryosphaeriales; Botryosphaeriaceae. Gene Ontology annotation, molecular function: calcium ion binding; cytoskeletal motor regulator activity; myosin heavy chain binding. The transcript has 2 exons. Bases 1 to 1053 code for a protein of 350 amino acids. Gene Ontology annotation, cellular component: myosin II complex; cytoplasm. The record is from RefSeq and is a predicted model, not a curated record. Gene Ontology annotation, biological process: actomyosin structure organization; mitotic cytokinesis.
AUGUCGUCCGCCCCCGGCCCUUCGAGCCCGCUCAGGACCUCAAAUCUAUUUGCGAACCCCAAUCGCGCCUCCCCAUUCCGUCGCUCAGGCUCGAGACUCGACACGACUUCUCCGUCGGCAUUGCGCAGCUCGCCCUUCGCGUCGCCCUCGAGGCCUUCGGAAGUUCGUCCGACCACACCCUCGCGGUUGUCACCCGCGAAGGAACGCGACAGUCCCUUUCGCCGCUCCACAUCUUCCGUCCGCAGUAAUGACGAAACCGACGGCGCCAAACCCGACGAGUCAGGCUAUGGAUCCGCAGCGGAGACUUCUGACAGGCCUAGUCUGGGCAGCCCGUUCCUGACAACUCGCAAGACCACCUUAAGCCCAGAUCCCCCAGCCUCGCCAACCCGCCCUCCUGUCCAACGCAACAUCACCAUGACCACCGAUACGAGUACCAUCAAGCCUCCCCCCUCUCCGCCUGUUGAGCGUCGGCCGCAACGGCCACCACCUGCGGCCAGGGCUGCGUCGUUGCUCGGUAGCAGCGACCCACUCGCCCACCUUCCUCCGGCCUUGCUACACAGCAUGCGUGAAUCAUUCAGCGUGCUCGACCGCGACAACAAAGGCAACAUCAGCGCUCCGGACGUCCAGGAAGCUCUCUCUCAGGUUGGCCUCGAUAACGGUCCUGCUUCCAUCACUCCAUAUUUCGACGGGCAGCCGCAGUCGCUGAAUCUCUCCGCAUACCUCAACAUGAUGGCUUCCCUGCUCGCACCUUUAAGCAGGGAGCGGGAGCUUCUCUCCGCUUUCGAAGCAUUCGAUGACCAGGAUGAUGGCCAAAUUGAUGUCGCGGAAUUGAGGGAUGCAUUGAUGAACACAGCGCCGGAGCCAGGUCAGGAGAGACUUACGGAGCUGGAGAUUGAGAGAGUCGUCGAAGGCUUCAGAGGCCGCAGAGCCCUAGGAAAGAUGGGCAAAGGCGCGUUGGGUCGUGGAGAUGUGUUUCGUUACAAGGAAUUUGUCGGCAGUGUUUGUGGCGGUUCAUCGGCCAAGGAUGCCAACGAAGAAGCGACUGCAGCAUAG